Molecule: messenger RNA, 2256 nt
Organism: Aspergillus mulundensis
Lineage: Eukaryota; Fungi; Ascomycota; Eurotiomycetes; Eurotiales; Aspergillaceae
Product: putative calcium/calmodulin dependent protein kinase
Exons: 6
Coding region: 1-2256 (751 amino acids)
Biological process (GO): intracellular signal transduction; protein phosphorylation
Cellular component (GO): cytoplasm
Molecular function (GO): ATP binding; protein serine/threonine kinase activity
Source: RefSeq, a predicted model, not a curated record
AUGGCCGACGAGGGUGCUGGCUCUCUGCAACAGGAUGCCAGUUCAGGGUCCACUGUCCGUCCAGAGCCCCAACCUCGCCCAACGCCAGCUCGUUAUGCCUCCACACCUUCAUUUGAAAGCCCUCAGAGACAUCACCGCCGCAACCCGAUAGCCCGGCGUCCCGUAAAGGAAACGCUCAAUGCUCGGUCAGAGUACACUCUCAGUCAAGACGACGGCACUGCCGAGCAUAGAAUCAACCAGUAUGUGAUUAAGCAGGAGAUUGGCCGUGGGUCGUUUGGCGCGGUGCAUAUUGCUGUUGACCAAUAUGGAAACGAAUACGCUGUCAAAGAGUUCUCCAAGACGCGUCUAAGGAAACGCGCAAAGUCGCAACUUCUAAGACAAUCCCGAGGCCCAAGACGUCCAGCAGAUGGUUUGAAUUCUCCUCUGCAUAGACAGGGAUCGGGAGUUGGGGAUGAAGAGAUGAAGAAUGCCCUCUAUCUGAUCAGGGAGGAGAUCGCCAUCAUGAAGAAGUUGCACCACAACAACUUAGUAUCGUUGAUAGAGGUGCUUGACGACCCGACACAAGACUCGCUGUACAUGGUUAUGGAGAUGUGCAAAAAGGGCGUGGUUAUGAGAGUCACUCUUGAAGAGGAGGCGGACCCGUACGAUGACGAGCGUUGUCGUUGCUGGUUUCGUGACCUCAUCUUGGGCAUUGAGUAUCUACACGCGCAGGGGAUUGUCCAUCGUGAUAUUAAGCCUGAUAACUGCUUGAUCACGAACGACGAUGUACUCAAAGUUGUCGACUUUGGUGUGUCCGAGAUGUUUGAAAAGAACUCGGAUAUGCUUACGGCCAAGUCUGCUGGAUCUCCUGCCUUCUUGCCACCAGAACUAUGCGUUAUCAAGCAUGGCGAUGUUUCAGGAAAAGCAGCGGAUAUAUGGUCCAUGGGAGUGACCCUGUACUGUUUGCGAUACGGCAAGCUGCCUUUUCAAGAGCAGAGCAUUAUCGACCUCUACGAGGCCAUAAAAAACGGCCCGAUUGCUUUCGAAGGCGAAAAUGAUGAUGCUUUUAGAGAUCUCAUGUUGCGGAUUCUGGAGAAGGACCCCGCAAAGAGGAUCCAAAUGGACGACCUGAGGGAGCAUCCCUGGGUGACAAAGAACGGCAUGGAUCCUCUAUUGCCAAAGAGCGAAAAUAUUGCCGAAAUAGUUGGGCUCCCUACAGAAGAAGAGAUGAACUCGGCCAUUACCAAAAACUUUGGGCACGUCCUGGCCGUGAUGAAAGCUGUGAAGAAAUUCAAACGCCUCCUCGGACCGACUCGAGCUUCCACACCUAUACAAAGCAUCCUUGGCCAGGAAUACGAGGCACACUUUGUCGAGCCUCCUAUGGAAAUGGACCCGGAGGAGAGUGUGUCCUUACCAACUGCAACACACUUCAGCAAGGCGCAAAGUUUGAACACGUAUAACAGAACAGCCUGGGAGCGUGAGGAUGUCGUUAAAGGAUACCACCUACGGCGACAGGAACCUUUGCCCUAUUAUUUGCAAAAUAACAACAAUUCGGCUGCUGCAUAUGCCUCUACUCUGGACAGAUCGACAAGGAGAGACUCCGGUUCAAUACGGAGCGUCAACAUGGUGGACGACCCCACUGAAGACCCGCAGUCACAGUCUCCCAGAUUCCCACUGUCACGUACUAGCUCGACCGCCACCAAGCGCAGCAUGGAAGGCACAAGGGGACACGCACGAGAUCCGUUAGAAGAAGACUGUCCCUACUUAUUCAUUGGGCCGUCCACGUUCACCGGCUCAAACCCCGGCUCAGACCCUAUAGAUAUCAAGAGCGCCGACGCAACGCCCAGUGUCCUGGACUCAGAUGUUCGACUGACAGAAAAGGAGAUGGGUCCAACAUCAGAAGAGGACUAUCCCAUGGUGAGCGAAUCACCAGGAGCCGCCAAUUUCGACAUCUACGAAACGGCGUACCGAAAGGAAGUCGAGCGCAUCCGAGCCGAUACACUCCCAGGAGAAGGCAAGGGUACCGUACCCAUGGUGUACCUCACUCGUCGUGUAGAGGGGAAAGAUGAAGUGAUGAGACUCGUGAGAGAGACGACAAUGAGUGAGCCCGCUCUGGGUUUGGGAAGAAGAGUGGCUGUCCCUCAGGAUCGGGGCUUUGGCUCCGCGGUUAGCAUGAUCAGAGCCCAACUGGAGCAGGGUCGACAAGAGCAAGAGAAACAGGAACAACAAAAUCAGGACCUCGAAUCUCUCAAUCCCUUCAGAGACGCCAGGUCCUGA